GAGGGCGGGCGGCAGCGGCGGCGCGCACGCAGGGCCUGGUCGGUGUCAUGGCCGCGUCCCGGCUGCCUCCAGCAGCACUGACGCUGAAGCAGUUCUUGAGAAGGCAGCAGGUUCUUCAGUUAUACAGAAGAAUUCUGCAGGCUAUUCGUCAGGUACCUGCUGAAACUGAUCGGCAAUAUCUAAAGGAGUGGGCAAGGGAAGAAUUCAAAAGAAAUAAAGAUGCAACAGAUGAGGAUGCAAUUAGGAUGAUGAUUACUCAGGGUAACAUGCAGCUUCGGGAGCUUGAGAGAAUACUUCAGCUGGCAAACUCCUAGUCUUAAUUCUGAGAGCCAAUGGACUUUCAUCCACUGUGGGAAGUACAGUACUUUCUCCAGGAUGCAGCACCUCAUCUUAUGCUAAAAUACCGGUAAUGUUUCAAGGUGGAAUACAGUACAAUACCAUUAUUUCCUUUUCUUCUUGAGUCUGUUACCCUGAAUAUUUGGCAAUCAUAGACAAAUUAGUUGCGCCAUAUUUGUUCAAAUAACCAAAAGUGUGGCAUAAUACUUGCUGAGAGAGAAGCAGGAAGUACUGAAUAACAGCAGCAGUGCAAAAGAAAAACAAAAAUCUGAUUUGAAUGUAUUUUCUGUUUGUUUGUUUUCUACAUUAGUUCUAAAUAUUACAAUCUUAUGGGAGUUGUCUCUAGAGUUCCAAAGUCCCAAACUCUUGAACUUUCAGUUUCAUAAUAAAUGUGUUCAAAAUACUAAGAAAAUUCCUCAUAUGUAGGUGAUAACUUGAUCCUGUUUAUUGUUUGAGGUAGUGUCUUUAACCAUGAUUAUGACUGAAUAAACCUUAACGGUGUGAGAGAAUAUAACCUAGGAUAUGGUUAUUGCCAAAUUAAGAAAUACCUCUUAUGAUUAUACUGACAAGUGUUCACAUGUUACAUAAAAAGAACAAACAGAAAAGGUAUAUUAAUGUUGUGGCCCUUCCUUUCAUGUUGUAUUUCCCACAUGAAUGGCAACAUACUUUGUUUAUUUCAGUUUCAAAAGUAAGGGAGGUUGAGUUUCUCUGAAUGUAAAUAAAUAGCUAUGUACCCGAACAGCAGAUGUACACAGCUGCCAGCUAAUAUGUCUUGGUUCAUUUCUAACAAGCAGCAGACCAAGUUUCUUCAAAGCUGUACCUGCAGACUUGGUUGAAAGACUUCACAUGGCUGGUUAGCCAACCACUGAUGGGCUGUUAAAAAGAAAUUUCUCCUGUAGUUAGGCUAUAUUCCAGAAUUGUUGUCUAUGGGGUUUCUUGAGCCUCUCUCUGAAGCAUCUGGUUCUGGCUAUUACCAAAGACAGGACACUGGAUUAGACAGCUCUCUGGUUUGUGUCGGAAGAGGUUGCUCUUGUGGAUUUUUUAAAGCAGGGGCGGGCAAACUUUUUGGCCUGAGGGUCACAUUGGGGUUGUGCAACUGUAUGGAGGGCCAGGUAGGGAAGGCUGUGCCUCCCCAAACAGCCUGACUCCUGCCCUCUAUCCUCCCCCUCCCACUUUGCACCUUCUGACUGUCCCCCUCAGAACUCCCAACCCAUCCAAACGCCCCUGCUCCUUGUCCGCUGACUUCCCCCUCCAGGGACCCCACCCCAUCCAACCCCCCUGCUCCGUCUGCCCUGACCCUUAUGCAUACCCCUGCCCCCUGACAGCCCCCACCCCCAGACUCCCUCCCCCAUCCAACCGCCCUCUGCUCUCUGUCCCCUGACUGCCCUCCUGCCCCCAUCCACAUCCCGGCCCCCUGGGACUCCCACUCCCAAUUCUCCCAUUCCGCAUCCCCACCGCCCCCGCAGAACCUCUGCCCCAUCCAACUGCCCCCCAGGACUCCCCACCCCCUUAUCAGCAGCAGGAGCUCGCAACCACGACACCCGGCCAGAGCCAGCUACGCUGCCCAGUGGGAGUGUGGCUGCGGGGGAGGGGGCAGGGACUAGGCUCCCCAGCCGAGAGCUCAGAGGCUGGGCAGGACGGUCCCAUGGACCGGAUGUGGCCUGUGGGCCGUAGUUUGCCCACAUCUGUUUUAAAAGGACACUGACAAUGAUUUUAAAAAAAUUCAAAAGAAAAUCAGUAUUCUGGUAGUAGGCUCUUAAUUAGUAGGUCCUGAUUUUUUCUUCAGUUCUUUAAAACACAAACAAUCUGCUUCCUUGAUGAUUAGAAGGGCCUUUUCGAGCAGAGCCCAUCAAAGGCCACAUUUCCCCUCCCCCUUCUCUACCUGCACACUACUGCAGGAUUACACUUUCUUGCAGAUCAUGCUGACCAAUAUUGUCUAAUUGUUUCCUUGUCUUUUUCUGUCUGUAUCACCUAUUGUUUUCGCAUUGUACAUAACACUGUAGGCCCUUUGGGGCUGGGAUUGUCCUUGUUAAGGCCAUGAGGUCCCAGUCUGUAAGUGGUGCUUCGAGGAGCUACCACCACUACAAAAAAUAAACAUACAACAUGCACUCUCAACACUAUAGUGAGAGUGAGUAAGAUAAGAUUUUUUUCUUCAUUUUAACUUGUCUUCUUCAGUUACAGUAACCUUAAGGGUUGAGGAAGUGUGAAUUUUUUUUUUUCAAGUUCGUGUCCCUUUACUUUCUGCCAACUAGUUCAGCUUGUCAUUAAUACUCUGUCCCUUUUACAGUUUGGAGCUCAGGAUUUAAAAUGUACUAGAACCCUUCUAUUAUAACACUAAAUUAAUUGUGCUUUACAUAAAUUUAUGCUGGCCUACUCCUAUAGUAACAAUUAUCACACAAACCUUUAAACCAUUAAUUAAGUUAACUGAUUUUCCUUUUUUGGUUAAAACAUUUUGUUUUGAAAACUUCCCUUUUUCUAUCUAGAGAAAAACUUUGCUUGAUAGUCUUAGGAUUAUAGUAGAAGCCUUUGCUGGAAAAGUCAGAUUUAGCUGGCAACUUCUGAGGCGUUGUGGGUGAAGUCCAACCAACACACUUAAAAAGUGCCAUGAAGAUUAUAAAUUGCAGCUUCAGUUUGCUCCUUGCUUGCACUUUAGCUGCUAGAAAAUCAUUGGCAUAGCCCAAAAAUUUAUUAGCCAUUCUGGUACUUAGUAAUCUCAGUCAAUCUUGUUUUUAGCUUGCCUCUUUGGUUACAGGUUUACAGCAGUAUUGCAAGAGUAGAUUUCUCCUUGCUGGCUAAGCUGGUCUCUUAGGAGAUAAAAGGCAAAAAAGAGGUAGAAGAAAUAAGGAGGCACUGACUCAAGAGGAAGGAAGUAAUAUUAGGAACAUCAGGGUCAUAUCCCAGCUGUUGCUCAGAAUUUACCUGACCCUCUGAAGGUGAUGUCAUCUGGCUCCCUCUACUUGUCCAAUCAGAUCAGGACAUCAUUCAGAUUUAGGAAAAUGAUGUGGCAGUCCCAACAGGUGAUGAGAGUAGUGACGACCAUGAUUAGAGAAGCUCUCUGACUCACAGUAAAGCCUUUCUCCUCCUUCCUCCCCAAUAGGCUGCCAGCUGCCCCCAGAAAAACAGUACAGAAAGAGAGGACACCCUUAAUCAAAACCAACAUCUAGCAAUCCUAAGUGCGGGCAUUUCCUUUCACUUGUUUUAUUAUAGCAAUACUGUGAUCUUACCAGAGUCUUGAAACUGUGUAAAUAAAGUUUUUAGUUCAAACAUUC
Gopherus flavomarginatus (Mexican gopher tortoise) is the source of this 3605-nucleotide messenger RNA. It is a transcript of the gene LYRM2, whose product is annotated as LYR motif containing 2. Bases 48 to 314 code for a protein of 88 amino acids. NCBI's taxonomy places the organism in Eukaryota, Metazoa, Chordata, Testudines, Testudinidae. The record is from RefSeq and is a predicted model, not a curated record. The transcript is spliced from 3 exons. Gene Ontology annotation, cellular component: mitochondrion.